AUGAUGGUCAAUGAUCAGCUGAUCCUUGAGGAGGACUAUGAUGAGAACUAUGAACCUACUGAGAAUGAAAUUAUUGAAUAUGCAGCAAGUAUUGGAAUAGAUUUUGACAAAGAACCUCAACUUCUUUGGAUAGCAAGGGAAGGAAUCAAUGCACCUCUUCCAGAAAACUGGAGACCUUGUCAAACACCAACUGGAGACGUGUACUAUUUCAAUUUUCAAACGGGGAAGAGCAUCUGGGACCAUCCUUGUGAUGAAUUCUAUAGGAACAUGGUCAUAAAUGAAAGAAAGAAACAAGACCAAGACAAAAACAGCAGUACAAAGAAGAAAACAAAAGAAAAAGAUGAGGGAAAGAAGAAAAAACAGAAUGCAGAAGUAGAUGAAUUAAAACCCUUAACAAAAGCUCCAGGACAAAAGCUCAACCCACUGGUUCCUCCACUUGAAUCAAGUAUGGGAAUUCCCCAAGUACACAGAAGUUUAGCCUCCGAUCAAGCAGGAUCAUUCAGGUCUGCUGAAAGCACUGCUGGUGGUGCUUCAGGCUUGAGGGGAUCUCUAGGAAAUUCUCUACAGACAAAAGGUAGCCUUAACACGACAACAGGGUCUUUCAAGUCCAACAGUUUGAACAUCACUAGCAGCGUCACUUUGCCCAAUUAUCCUGGAGAAAUUGUGGAUGAUGAUGAUGAUCAUGACUGGCAAGGCAAUCAUCGCUUUGAUUUUAGUGCACACGACAUCGCAGCCUUGAACUAUGAG
Candidula unifasciata is the source of this 747-nucleotide messenger RNA. The record is from the annotation of a GenBank genome assembly. Lineage: Eukaryota; Metazoa; Mollusca; Gastropoda; Stylommatophora; Geomitridae.